Messenger RNA from Brenthis ino (lesser marbled fritillary), 1431 nucleotides. The record is from the annotation of a GenBank genome assembly. NCBI's taxonomy places the organism in Eukaryota, Metazoa, Arthropoda, Insecta, Lepidoptera, Nymphalidae.
AUGUUACAAUAUACAGUGAAAAAGUAUUGCUCUGAGGGCAGCAAGGUUCAUCAAGUAUUGGUGGCAGUUUUGAUGGUCCUACCAGUUUUUUCCUACGGCAUGGGCAUAGGAUGGCUGUCACCGAUGGGCCCUCGUCUUAUGUCCGAAGACACACCAGCUGCUAAGCCAGUGCACCCAGAAGUCAUAUCCUGGAUGGCAUCCGCUGCUUAUCUAGUUGGAACACCAGCAGUUUUCCUAUUUGGAUAUAUAGUAGAUAAUUAUGGGCGGAAGUUAGCAUUGAUGCUCACAUCCUUUUCUAUGGCAAUUUGCUGGGGCUUGAAAUUAUAUUCUACUGAAACGUGGGCGCUUAUAACUGCUCGAGCUAUAAUUGGCCUGGGUGUGAGUGGUUCCUACGUCGUGACUCCAUUGUAUAUAAAGGAAAUAAGCGAAGAUUCUAUACGAGGCACUUUAGGAAGCCUAGUAGUGCUAUCACAAAAUCUGGGCAAUCUCUUAGUGUAUAUAUUAGGGGAAUAUUUAUGUUACCAAGCGACUCUUUGGAUUUGUUUGGCGGUGCCUUUGAUACACUUGCUAUUGUUCCCAGCGAUGCCGGAAACUCCUUCGUUUUUGCUGAAGAGUGGUAAAGUUGAAGAGGCGCGUUCAGCGUUAGCCUGGUUACGUUGUAGACAAACCAGCGACAUGGCUGUGGACUCUGAGCUGCAGUCACUACUGGUUGAAUUGGAACAAAACACAAAUGGAAAUUUCUUCACGACAUUAAAAACUCUAGUAUCAGAUCCCUGCACGUUCAGAGCCUUCAGGAUAACUUUGACCAUAACGUUGGCACGAGAACUGUGCGGUUGUCUCGCGGUGUUGCACUUUGCAUCUUCAAUAUUCGCGCAGGCGGGUGGAGGCUGGGUUUUGACGCCUAACCAGCAAGCCACUCUGCUCGGGGCCGUUCAGUUAGUUGGAUCUUGUACUGCCUCAAGCUUAGUGGAAAGGACAGGAAGAAAGCCAUUAUUAGGUUCAACGUGCUUCGUGUCUGGCAUAGCUCUGACCGCAUUAGGCGCGUGGUUCGCGGUAGGCUCGGGGGAGCACGCGUGGCUGCCAGUGAUGGCACUCUGUCUGUGCAUAUACUGCGACGCCGCCGGACUACAGCCUGUACCGUUCGUAAUUAUGACCGAAAUGUUCUCUUUCCAGUUCCGUGGCACAGUAACGUCGAUAGUCAUAGCGUUUGCUUGUGCGUUAGUGUCUAUCGAGCUGAGAGUGUUCCACCCGCUGGCCACCAGCGUGGGUCUCUAUCUGAUCUUCAUGAUCUUCGCUGCGGUGUGCAUCGUCAGUACUGCAUAUAUCAUAUUCUGCGUCCCCGAAACGAAAAGACGGUCCAUAGAAGAAAUAUACUCGGACUUUCGAAGCAAAAAGAGCGAAAAGGACCCUGAAGCAAUUGUUACGCGGCUG